AAGAUGAAUCUCUAUGGUUUCCAUGAUGGACAGCGUGUGGGCCCAGUCUCUGUCACUGGCAAAACUCCCCCACAUGAGGAAGAAACCCUAGCUCCCACGGUGCCAGCUACUGAGGCCCCUGAGCCCACAGAGAAGCCUGAACUUGGGAAGCUGACAGUGACAGAGGCCACCCCAGAUUCCCUGAAGCUCUCCUGGACCAUCUCCCAGGGAGAAUUUGAUUCCUUCACAAUCCAGUACAAAGACACGGAUGGGAGACCCCAGAUGGUGCGUGUUGGGGGAGACCAGAAUGAGGUGACUAUCUCUGAGCUGGAGCCUGACCACAGAUACAAAAUGAAUCUCUAUGGUUACCAUGAUGGACAGCGUGUGGGCCCAGUCUCUGUCACUGGCAAAACUG
Molecule: messenger RNA, 394 nt
Organism: Vombatus ursinus (common wombat)
Lineage: Eukaryota; Metazoa; Chordata; Mammalia; Diprotodontia; Vombatidae
Product: tenascin-X-like
Exons: 2
Molecular function (GO): protein binding
Source: RefSeq, a predicted model, not a curated record